This is a messenger RNA of Brenthis ino (lesser marbled fritillary), 1557 nucleotides long. The record is from the annotation of a GenBank genome assembly. NCBI's taxonomy places the organism in Eukaryota, Metazoa, Arthropoda, Insecta, Lepidoptera, Nymphalidae.
AUGAGCUCGCUGGACUUAUGGCGCACUCGCAUCGACGCGAAGCACAACUACUGGAGCUACAACGAGAGCCUGGCCGUGGCGGGGCGCAUCCGCGACCAGUCCGACAACCCUUUACUAUUAGAAGUCGACUAUAGGCCCUACUACAUGAGCAACUCGAGCGUGCUGACGGGCGGCAAGUGCCCGCCGGGCUGGGACGCGGUGGCCGGCACCUGCUACAUGUACGUGGGCGCGCCCAUGACCUACGCCGACGCGAGGCGCUUCUGCUCCUCGGACAACGCGUCGAUGCCGUUCGUAUCGAACAACUACGCGGCGCUGUACGAGUUCAUCCGGCGCCAGAACCAGUGGUUCCAGUUCGGCGACCGCGUGUGGGUCAGCCACAUCGACUACUCGCAGUGCACCUCCUUCGCGUUCUCCGCCGUCGAGCAGACUGAUUGUUCACAGAAGAACGCCUUCAUAUGCGAGAUUGAUCCCAAAAUAUCCAUCGACCCGAUGUCAUGGCAGGGAGACACCCUGGCCGUGGCCUUCCUCGGCGUACUGGUGGCGGCCGUGGUGCUGGUGGGGGCGGCUCUCGUUUGCUGGUACUCCAAGUCUAAACACAGACAUCUGCAAAGGCUAGAGCGACGUAACUCGAUAAGACAGUCGUUACACUCGGUGCGAUCUAUUGGCAGCAUCAAUGGCGGCUUUCCGGAUACGACUUACAGAAGGAAAAUUGUGCAAAUGAGUGCACGAUCAACAGACACACUAACAAAAACCUCUGAUUAUCGAAAAAUGCUCGCAUCAACGACUUCUAUGGAGUCCAUGGAGAAGAGUCAAUUCAAUUCUUCCGUAGAAGACAACCAGAGCUUCGACAUCUACGAAGCACAUAACCCAAAUAACGUGAUACAACUAAAACAUAGCACGUUCAACAAGAAACCCGCGUCUCCUGAAUACAGCGUGCCACAGAACAGAGAUUUCGAUUUGUCAUACAAAAAUGAAGGAUACAGAGAAAAUUCUAGUGUAACACCAUCUAUGAAUACUUUAGCGACAGAAGAGCUACCAAUAAUACAUCAUCCCGGUGGUUUGCAACAGUUAGAUAUAAUGUCGCCUCAAAAUGAAACGCAAUAUUUCAAUGCAGAUACUCUACCAUUGCGGGGUGUAGAUAAGUCUGAUGAUCCGAUAUUUUUAAAGAGAGAAUUAGAAAGGGAUGGUAAGAUAUAUGGGCCUUAUGGCGCCCCCGAUCAUGGUGGGCAACCAAAAUUGUCCUUUUUAAUGGAGUUAAGGUCGAAAAUGCCGGAGCCGCCGCCACAAGUGUCUACAUCGACGUUCGGUCAACGAAAUGUUCCAGAUGAACUACAAUACUACGACGACCGCCUGCCGAGUCCCCCACACCCUCCGGCCUACCCUCACUCGGCCCCUCCCUCCCCUCCCUCCCCCGCCACAUCCCCCUUCACCCCCGACCUCCCCACCAGAUCUAGAUCAGAAGCCCUUCUAGAAACAGACUUCGACUUCGAAGACUCACAGAUGAACACAAUGUCAGAAGACAGCAGAUCAUACAGCCAGCCUUUAGAAACGGCUAUG